AUGAACUUUGAAGAGAUAAAGAAGGUUUGCGACAACAGGAAUCAUGAAAGACCUGGUCCAGUUGAGCUUCAAAGUUUGCCGACAAAGACGCAAAUAAAAAUGAGCCAGGAAGAUGAAACGGUUGUGCCACUGGUGCUUGAAGGGAUGAACCUACUGGCGAAGGAGCGACCGGCGACAGAAGAAAAGGCGAUCGAGUGGUUUGCUGCCUUCCUCCUCAAAAACAAAAACUACAAAGAAGACAUUCGAAAAGCCAAAGAAGCUGAAAGUGCGGCUCCAACACCAGCCCCUGGCAAGAAAUGA
Molecule: messenger RNA, 300 nt
Organism: Oikopleura dioica
Lineage: Eukaryota; Metazoa; Chordata; Appendicularia; Copelata; Oikopleuridae
Source: the annotation of a GenBank genome assembly